Dendrobium catenatum is the source of this 813-nucleotide messenger RNA. RefSeq lists its product as uncharacterized. The record is from RefSeq and is a predicted model, not a curated record. The annotation marks the transcript as partial. The transcript has 2 exons. Lineage: Eukaryota; Viridiplantae; Streptophyta; Magnoliopsida; Asparagales; Orchidaceae.
AUGGGGUUCCCUCCUAGAUUCAGCUCAUGGGUGCUUAAUUGUGUUACAAAUCUGAAGUUCUCUAUUCUUAUCAAUGGGCAAUUGUCUGAAGGGAUAUUAGCUGACUGUGGAUUCCGUACAUCUAUUCCAAAUGUGAAGAAAGUGACGUCUAUUUUGGAGGACUAUUGUUCUUGGACUGGACAAAAGGUUAAUAGAAGUAAAUCUGCGAUACUAUUCAAUAAAUCGACCUCCUCUUCUACAAAAUCUCGCCUUGCAAAAAUCACAGGAUGCAGGAAAGUGGAGGAGUUGGAGUACUUGGGACUUAAGUUUGCUUUGAGAAGACUCACAAGAAAGGACUUUGCUCCUUUGGUACAGCAGGCUCGGGCCAAGACAUUGACAUGGGGCAUUAGGCAUUUAUCGUUGGCUGGACGGGUUACUUUGAUAAAUUCGGUUUUGUUGCAUUCUUCAGUUUAUGUAGUAACUAAUUCUAUGGUGCCGAGAUCUAUCUUAAAUGAUAUUGAGAAAAUUUGUAGGAGUUUUCUCUGGGAUAUUGAUGAGAAUCAUAAAAGCAUCCACUAUGCUUCAUGGGAUACUAUUUCUAAGCCAAGGAGGAUGGGGGGACUUGGGUUUCAUGCAAAUUCUAAAUGGGUUGGACCCUUAAGAUCUCGGAUUGCAUGGGAGUUUAUCAGCAAACCGCAAAGCUUAUUUCGUAGAUGUAUGGAGCUGAAGUAUGGGAAUUGGCCAUGGGUGGAUGAGUUUAGACGUGGGGAUUCCUCUGUGUUAAAACUCAUUUGUGAUGGAGCAAACAAUUUAUCUUGCUGUGUUAGAUGGAGG